Molecule: messenger RNA, 159 nt
Organism: Amoebophrya sp. A25
Lineage: Eukaryota; Dinophyceae; Syndiniales; Amoebophryaceae
Source: the annotation of a GenBank genome assembly
CCGAGGCUCGUAGAGGUGAGCAUGAGGCAUUCACAAGCAAAAGAACCAAAUCUGCAACACAAAGGCUUCCGUGUUUUAGUAUUGAGAACUACCCACAACAAAAGCAGAAUGCUCCAGCAUCUGCGACUGGUCCUGCGGACCUCAAUUCAAGAAGCAAAC